Oryctolagus cuniculus (rabbit) is the source of this 1304-nucleotide messenger RNA. The record is from RefSeq and is a predicted model, not a curated record. Lineage: Eukaryota; Metazoa; Chordata; Mammalia; Lagomorpha; Leporidae.
UGGCUCCACAUCCGGGAACUAGAGCGCCACCGCCACCGCCACCACCGAAGCAGAGCCUGGCGGGCUCGGUGACCAUUUAUCCCUUGUCCUUUCAAUACAGCGCUGGACUUUCUCAUUAUGCAGUCCAGCUGUGGGAGACUGAGUGUGUCAGACACUUCGCUGGCCAAUGUGUCCCCUGCAAAAGGGUUUGCUAAGGCAGGAGCAGUGCCAAGGAGGCAUGCGGGGCCACACAGUGGAGUUACUAAGCAGAAAACUAAACCACGAGCCGAGGGAGCUUCCCUGGGCUCGAGUUUCUUCCUCUGUAAAUAAUUGUAAUCAUCUCUCCCCUGCUUAGUCCAUAAACCUGUUUACUGUGACACUGGCACCAUAACCAGAGAGUUGUUGGGAAAUACGUGGACGUGUGAGGACGCGUGGGGUUGUUUUCCCUGGCUACCUCCUCUACCAUUCUGCUUCCGUCUGUCUGGUUUUCACGGCCGGCUCAGGUUUGUGAAACCUCUUUGUUCAUCGAACUGAUGAAUUGUUACAAAGAUGUGAAAGGCACCAUCUACAAUUAUGAGGCAUUCACUCUUAAUGGAAAGCAACGCAUCCAGUUCAAGCAGUAUGCGGGAAAAUACGUCCUCUUUGUCAACGUGGCCACCUACUGUGCACUGACCUCUCAAUAUCCUGAAUUGAAUGCACUCCAGGAAGAGCUGAAGCCUUUUGGCCUAGUCGUGUUGGGUUUUCCAUGCAACCAGUUUGGAAAGCAAGAACCAGGACAGAACUCAGAGAUUCUUCCUGCGCUCAAGUAUGUCCGUCCAGGCAAAGGGUUUGUGCCUAAUUUCCAGCUUUUUGAGAAAGGGGAUGUGAAUGGUGGAAAAGAACAGAAUAUCUUCACCUUCUUGAAGCACUCCUGUCCUCACCCUUCUGGGAUUUUGGGCUCAUUAAGACAUAUCUCCUGGGAACCCAUAGAAGUCCAUGACAUCCGUUGGAACUUUGAAAAGUUCCUGGUGGGGCCUGACGGAGUCCCUGUCAUGCGUUGGUUCCACCUGGCUGAAGUCAGCACGGUCAAGUCAGACAUCCUGGCCUACCUGAAGCAAUCCAAACCCAAAAAGGAAAGUGGAGUUGGAGGUAACGAAGCACCUGAAGACCUGUUCCAAGGAGAACUACAACAAAAUCCAGCUUCUCGCCACAUUUUUUCCCCUACUUGGCAUCCACUUGACUAAAUGACCUCCAUUCUGCCAAAGUUUCUGCUCUCCAGCAAGUGUUUAUGUUAAGAAGGUUGCUACUGUUCCUCCUAGGUAAAGAAUAAAAGAAUGGAAACCCUA